Molecule: messenger RNA, 1193 nt
Organism: Rhodamnia argentea
Lineage: Eukaryota; Viridiplantae; Streptophyta; Magnoliopsida; Myrtales; Myrtaceae
Product: protein SRC2 homolog
Exons: 3
Coding region: 112-1068 (318 amino acids)
Biological process (GO): defense response
Source: RefSeq, a predicted model, not a curated record
AUGCAAAGCACCCUUUGCCUUUCCUAUCUCCAUAUCAACUUUAUUCCGAAAACCUCCCACAAGACAAGGUAAUAUCACUCUCACCACCUCGAAUUCCUUCCCAAACUUAGCAUGGGGAAGAUCUGGAUCGAAAUAGGAUUAGUUUCUGCUCGGGGACUCAAACGACCAUCGCUCUUGAAGCUCCAAUGGUUUGCCGUCGGUUGGAUCGAUCCGAAGAACAAGUAUUGCACCAAAAUUGACCCUUCUGGGAAUGCGAACCCCAUUUGGAAGACAAAGUUCGCCACAUUGGUCAACGUCUCUAACUCGGAAUUCCAGGACCUGGCACUCCAUGUAGAAGUUUACAGCAGAGAGCCUAUUUUCCUCCGAGAAAGGCUCCAGGGAACAGCUACUAUUGUCCUCAGAGAGUUUCUGGCAAAGCAUGCAAAGAAUUCUGAUGUUACCAGGGCAACAACAAUUGAAGAAAUGGGGAGUUAUCAGCUAAGAAAGGGAAAUUCCAGCAAACCACAGGGGUUUGUCGAUAUUUCUGUUCGCAUAUCAGAAGAAGGGGCAGAGUCUCAUAAUCACACAGGCAAUGGAGGACUCAUGCUCAUGGAUCGUGGGAAUCACAUAACCGUGACACAUGAAGAUACGUUGGCUCAAGCCUUCCCAACGCGACUGCCCAUAGUUCGACAAAGUCGAGAAAAUCAUCCGCAGACAAACGCCCCAGAAAAUCAUUCAACGCCAAUAGAGGGUAACUAUCACAACCCAUCCGUAGCUGGACCGAGUAAUUAUCCAAUUAGAACAACUCCACCGCCACCUUCAAAUGUUGGUUUCAUACCCACCUUUCUUCCGAGGACAGAAAAUCUGCCAGGGUCUCAUAUGAACAUGUCUCCAUCCGGAGCAGAAGGUGGACAAGGCAGAGGACAGGGGUUUGGAAUGGGAUUAGGCGCAGGAGCACUCGCAGCUGGUGCUGCCAUUUUUGGUGAAGACUUCAUGUCAGGAUUUGAUGUUCCUAGAGGCUUACAGGAUGCUAGUCUUACUGUGUCAAUGGAUCCCCCCUUUCUGAUGAAACAGCAUAUUUUUCACUAAUUUGCCAGUCUUGCGUAAGUUUAAUUGCGUCAAACCCUGUCGGACACUCGAGCAGAGAUUGUACAAGAAAGACCUCAAGCACAGCUCAUCGUACAGCAUAGCAAUGUCAUUUACAAGAUUUUGCG